CGUUUCGGCCAGCCAAUGGGGACGCGCGGCGCUGGCUAACUAGAGAGCUGAGUUCGCUCUGCAGGAAGGAUCAGCUCGCACGCUGCCGGAGGAGCCAGGAUGAGCGCCGCCGCCGGGGAAGGAGUCGUGCUCGUGGCUGCUGUCAGGACUCCAGUCGGAUCUUUCAAUGGUGCCUUAUCCACUUUGCAUGCCCAUGAGUUGGCUUCUGUAGUUAUUAAGGAAUCCUUGCAGAGGGCAAACAUUAAUCCCAAUGAAGUGUCUGAGGUUAUAUUUGGACAAGUCUUGGCUGCAGGUGCUGGUCAGAAUCCGGUUCGGCAGGCCAGCGUUGCUGCAGGGAUUCCAUAUGAGGUUCCAGCCUGGACAUGCCAAAUGAUCUGCGGUUCAGGCCUAAAGGCAGUGUGCCUUGGGGCCCAAUCCAUUAUGAUAGGAGAUUCCAGCAUUGUUGUGGCUGGAGGCAUGGAAAGCAUGAGCAAGGCACCACAUCUCAUUCACAUGCGUGCCGGUGUAAAGAUGGGGGAAACCUCUUUGAAGGACAGCUUAAUCCAGGAUGGUUUGACGGAUGCCUUUUAUCAUUACCAUAUGGGCAUAACUGCUGAAAAUGUGGCCAAACAGUGGAAUGUCAGUCGAGAGGAACAAGACCAACUGGCUGUAAAGUCACAGAAUAGAGCUGAACAUGCCCAGAAGGCUGGCUAUUUCAAUAAAGAAAUUGUACCUAUUUCUGUGCCUUCCUGGAAAGGUCCUGUAGAGGUUAAAGCGGAUGAGCAUCCUCGCCAUGGUAGCAACUUAGAAGCAGUUAGAAAGUUAAGGCCAACAUUUGUGACUGAUGGGACAGGAACUGUAACUGCAGGCAAUGCGUCAGGUAUAAAUGAUGGUGCUGCAACUGUAAUUCUUAUGAAGAAAUCAGAAGCUGUUAAACGAGGCUUGUCUCCCUUGGCACAGAUUGUCUCCUGGGCGCAAGCUGGUGUAGAUCCUUCUGUAAUGGGGAUAGGACCAGUCCCAGCCAUUAAAAAAGCUGUUGAAAAAGCAGGUUGGACAGUGGAUGAUGUAGAUUUGUAUGAAAUUAAUGAAGCUUUUUCUUCAGUCAGUCUUGGAAUAAUAAAGGACCUGAAAUUGAACCCAGAGAAGGUUAAUAUCCAAGGUGGAGCUGUUGCCCUUGGCCAUCCUCUUGGAGCUUCAGGAUGUCGAAUCCUUGUUACACUAUUACAUGCGCUUGAACGAACAGGUGGAAAACGGGGUGUUGCUGCAUUAUGUAUAGGAGGAGGAAUGGGUAUCGCUAUGUGUGUUGAAAGAUAGAGAGACUAGUUCUGUAGUAAUUUGCAGCAUUUAUUGCUUUUAGUAAUAACAGAAGACAUUUUAAAAUUUUGGAAGUUUUAAGAAUUAUGGCAGUACUGGAAUUUGUCUUAAUUACAACUUUUUUUUAGAGCAAUGUGGAUCUUGUCCCAAGAAAAUGUUUUCCUUUCUUUUCCAUUUCUCUAACUCAGGCAGGACAUAUUUACCACUGCAUUACCCUGGGUCCCCCUGGGGAGAAGAGUGGUAUAUAAAUUAAAUUAAAUAAUAAGUCGUACAUCCACUCCUCACCACAUACAGAACUUGAAAGAGGUAGUGCUGGGCCUGCCUCUUAACAUGACAGGUUUUGGAGAAAAUCAGUUGUAGCAUCCACCUUUUGGCUCUUAUCCGUCCUUGUAGAAAGCAAGAACCAUUGCUUUUGUGUAUAAUAUGAACACACCAGGAGUCUAUAGGUGUAUGUUUAACUGUUGAAGAUUAUUUGCUAUUGCUACUGCUAUGUUAAAUGAUUUUAUUAGAGCCUUUUGAACACAGCUCAAGCUAAGUAUAACUAUUAAGUCAGCCUUACUCAGUGGUUAAAUCUUUCAUUGCUGGGAGGAACUAUAAAUGGUGAAGUGGCUACUUUUGGCUUCUUUGCCUGAAGUGGUGUGUGGGUCUUUAGGGCAGAGUGAAGGCUUUAUUGCUAUAAGAACAGCUAUUGCAGCCUCUUAUUUCUCUUGCCCUCCUUCCUGUAUGCACCUUUGUAACACAAACAAGAAUACAGGAUGUGACCAUCUUCAAUUUAUUUUCUAGUUAGGCAAGAGUCCAACAGCUUGUUUUUUUUUCUUUCAAACAUACAUUACUAAAUACAAGGCUACAAAGAAUUUUACAGGAAUGGUUAAAUAAACAUCCAUUUAGUCUUCAAUUGCCCCAGAGUGAACAGCAUCUUCAUAACACCCUCCUUUAUCACCUUUACUUUCAGGGUGCAAUUUAAUAAGGUCAUCAAUUCGAAGAAUAGUAAUUGCCGCUUCUGUUGCAAACUUCAAACUCUUUGUUUUGACCACAGUGGGUUCAUAAACACCAGCUUGCUUGUUGUCGCGUGGCUUCCCAUUGAUUAAAUCAAGACCAAUCCUUUAAAAAGAAAGCAACAAUAUUAUGCCUUCAACCUGUCCACAUAAAAGACCCAUUUUCAAAGUGACAUGAAAUAUAAGUCUGAAAUUUCUGAGACAAUAUAAGAUGAUCAAAUUGAUCAUUUUAUCAUACCAUGAAACUGCCCACCACCAGUAACCUUUCAAAAAUUAUUCACAUGGUCUUGGGGUUGCUACCAAGCCUCCUCUAUUUUGAAUAAUCACAUACCAUUUCAAAUUUUUACGUUCUGGAUUCACUUGAGCUUCAUUGUGAAAGGCCCUGAGUUUUGCAACCAGAUCUAUGGCAUCUUGAGCAGCAUUGACUGCCAAUGUGUUUGGAAUAACUAGAAGAGAUCUUGCAAAUUCCGCAAUAGCAAGCUGUUCACGUGAUCCCUAAUUAAACAGAGAAAUUUGCAUUAAAAUUUAACUAAAUCACAUACGUUUAUUGUACACAUUACUGGCAAUAAAUGGUUUGUUCCAAAUGCAUCCAAGGUAGAAUGUUAAUGUAGGGCAUAUUCCUUAUAUAGUCUGAGUAUUUUAACAAUUCUGUCUCAGAACUGGUAUAAUCAAAGUGACAUGAAGAUCUGGUUAAGAAAGAAACCGUUCAUGCCAAACACAGAUUAACUAAAUCAGGAGUUCCCAAAUUAAAAUUGGCAGGCUGGAUGCAGUCCUCCAAUGUCAUUUACUCAGCCCCCGCCAUAAACUUUAGACCGUAAGUCUGAAACUACUUGAAGACGCACACACUCACUUCUAAUUAACUUGACUGCCUCAUUAGCCAAAAGCAGGCCCACAUUUCCCAUUGAAAUACUGGUAAGUUAGUUUGAAUUUUAAAUAUAUUAAUCUUUCAUUUUUUGUACUACAAAUAUGAUAUGCAGUGUGCAUAUGAAUUUGUUCAUAUUUUUUCAAACUAUACUCCAACCUCCUACAGUCUAAGAGUUUGAGGCCCUCUAAACCAGACACUUACCAUGCUAGUCGCAUAAUUUUCUAGAUAAAUGGAAAGUGCAGCUUCAACUGCACCACCUCCUGGUACCACAGACUUGGACUCUAAUACUCUCUUGACAACACAAAGAGCAUCAUGUAAGGAUCGUUCCAUUUCAUCACACAUGAAAUCAUUUGCUCCUCGUAGUAUAAUGGCAGCUGAGGUCCUUGCCUUGGUACUGUUUCAAGAAGACAAACAAGGGAGAAUGCCCCCAUAAUUACCCACAAUUCAGUACCGAACCUUCAUUUAAAGCCAUUGACAAUAAAUCACUCAUGUAGAUAUUAAGGAACAUUAAGACCCUAUCUACACUACCAUAUAAUGCAUUUAAACUGUGUUCUAAAACUGCAUUACAUGGCAGUAUAAAUGAUACCUAAAUCCAAAAGUAAAGCUGAGGCAAUCACGAUCUUAACAUUCUUAUAGGGCCUAAGGAUCAUGUAUCCCAUGUGUAUAAUAGCCGAUGCUGCUUAACAAUAACCUGGCAACCAUUACAUGGGAAAUUGCUUCCAAGAAACAUAGAUAUACUUUACAACAGAAGUUUCCUUACUUCUUGAUUAAGAUCAGUUCAUCAUCACAGAUCCUCUCCUGAAUCACCUCUUCAGCUUGUCCCAACAUUGAAGCUUCAAAUGUUUCUUCGCCUUCCAGAUUUGCCAGUGUAGGACAAAGAGUAGCUUAUAAAACAGAAAAUGAGUCUUUUAAUACACUCCAAAAAAAAACUUAAGUCAUAUUAGAUUCUCUAAUCAAGUACUUCACCAUAUUUAACAUCUGAAUCAAAAGGAUCAGUAAUUGAGGAAUUAGAUUUGAGAAAAUUUUGGCAAUUACCUCCAGACGCUUUAGCAAUGCGUUUAAGGUCUCUUUUUAGGACUCUGCGUACUGCCAUGGCACCAGCAUCUACAAAAUACUUCAGACACAUAUCAUCAAUGCCGCCAGUGGUCAGAAUAACAUUUGCUCCUGUACUCAGGAUCUUCUGAAUUCUCUCUUUAGUGAUAUCAGCUUCUCUGCAUGAGAUAAGAGGAGUGCAAUUUUUUAAAACCUAAAUUAGAACUGAGUGGCAAAGCUGUGUAGUGAAAUAAAAUACCAUAUUUCUUUUAUUCUAAGAUGUCAUCAAUUGUAAGACACACAUUAAUUUCAGUACCAUCAACAGAAAAAAGAUAUAUAGAAAAGCAUCUGUGAUUUUAAGAAGAAGUGUGUCUUAGAAUUGAAGGAAUACGGUAUUUAGGUUCUAAAAUCACUAAUUAAAUGACGCUAUUUAGAGGUGAAGGACUGGAAACCCCUUCCCCAGGACACCAGGGACCAAUACCAUAUUUGUGCCCAUUAGUUAGGAUUGUCUUAAUCUUUCCUAAAAACUCUGCAAGAACGAGCAGCAAAUGGCUCACAAAUCAAGCUUGAUUUUCUCCUUUCUUCGAGUUUCUAGAGCACCUUUAAGUGAAAUGCAGAGGCUUGUACCAAAUUUGUGAGCGACACAAAUGAGAAGGACUACAUAAAUGGUAUGAAUUUUGAACUAUCAGUGCAAGAGCUCUUUAUGCAACUUAGUAGUCACUUCCAAAGAAAUGGCUAACAAGUCCCAUUAGGAUUCUUUGGAGUUUUGUUAUCACAUUAUAAAAUGGUGCUUGAAUCUUUCUCAGAUUAUGGGUGGGCCCACAUCACUGUGGAAACAUUUAACAUUCAAAUAACUUUGUUGUCAUUUAUAACCAACUCCAACCGUAUUUCUACAGCUUAUCAAGAACAUGUAAGUGUAUGCAUAGUAUGAGCAUAUUCUAUACUUCAGAUUCAGGAUUUUAAAAAAUGAUUUGAUACCUAACUAGAAGAAAAAUGUAGCACAUUAACUGUGUAUAUGUUUGUACCAAAUGCCCGCAGCCUAUGCACUCUAUACUUUUUUAUAACAAAAGUACCUAUAGUAUACCUUUGCCUAAUCUGGUCCAGUUUUUCGGGGUCUGUGACCACCACCUGAACACCAAGUUUCAUUUUUGCCUUUUGAAGGCUGAAGUCAAGACAGGCAAUCUUUGCAUUAACUAUUCUCUUAGGCAUACCUAAAAGAAAAAGAGGGGAAAACACAACAGGGAAGGUUCUUUAUUACAUUGCAUCUUGGUUAUACCUAAACAAUGUGAAAUAUUUCAAAUUAAGAUAAUCAGCACUAUUAUUUCUUUCUAUCAAACCAUUCACUAAGUCUAUUUUUCCAAAGCUUAUGUAUCUGUAACACUGCUAAGCUAAAUCAUACUAAUCAACCUGUGAGGGGUUUUUAGAUUGGAGUUUUCUACCUAAAAUAAUAAAAUAUAAGGAGAUCACUGAUAUCAAGUUUCAAUUUGCAAACUAAAUUAGUGCCUUUUAAAAAAAGAACAGAACACUGAAACUGAAACUCUUUUCAGCUACUGUACUUUAUGAAGGGGAAACAGUUAGAGAAGACUCUUGUGGCUAUAAAUAUCUUCUCUAACUUCUAGCCAAAAUCUGAAAUCAUAAUGUUACAAUACAAACAUAUGUUUACCUUACCUUGGGAGCCCACAACACAGUUUAAUGCAUAGCCAUUUACAAGAAUGCUUUCUUUCUGACUGCGACCAUGUGCCUUUAAAACAUUUAUGGAGUUGAUGGGAUAACGUGCUUGUCCCUUUUGAUCUGUGUAUUUAACUGCAAGUGCAGCAUCCACUACCAUGUUGGCAAAGAAAUCACUAUCACUAAAAGAAUAUUGUUAAGGUAAAUAUGACAUAUGUUACAGGAUAAAAUAUGCCGCAUGUACAUUAUGAAUAUUAUAAACCUUUAAAAAUCUUAAUGGUAGCAAAGAGUAACAGUAUUUUACAGGUUCAGUUAUAUAGAGAGAUAUUCUAAAUUUUGUGGACCAAAAGGUCCCAGGUUCAAAUCCCGGGGGCGGAAUGAGUGCCCGCUGUUAGCCCCAGCUCCUGCCAACCUAGCAGUUCGAAAACAUGCAAAUGUGAGUAGAUCAAUAGGUACCGCUCCGGCGGGAAGGUAACGGCGCUCCAUGCAGUCAUGCCGGCCACAUGACCUUGGAAGUGUCUAUGGACAACGCUGGCUCUUUGGCUUAGAAAUGGAGAUGAGCACCAACCCCCAGAGUCGGUCACGACUGGACUUAACGUCAGGGGAAAACCUUUACCUUUAUUCUAAGUUAAUAUCUAUGACACUAGCAUCUCACCAUUCCUUAUAUAUUUUCUUCUUAAGUGUACAAAAAGUCAUUUUCUCUAAUAUAUCGAAUAUAUAUAUAUUGAAAUACUUGAUAUUGUGUGGAAAUAACAUCCUAACUAGUAAUGAUCAACUGAAAGGAUACAUUCCUAUGAUUUUAGAAGAUAUCGCUGUUUUAGCUGCAUUGAUAAGGCAGUCCCUGCCCAGUUCAUCUGAGUUAAUAACAAGAUUCUCGUUGAUGUAACGAACUGCCUCCCUGUUAAAUAGAAACAUUUUAAAAAAUAAAAUGGUAAUACUUCA
Messenger RNA from Anolis carolinensis (green anole), 6795 nucleotides. It is a transcript of the gene acat2, whose product is annotated as acetyl-CoA acetyltransferase 2. Gene Ontology annotation, molecular function: acetyl-CoA C-acetyltransferase activity. The transcript is spliced from 9 exons. NCBI's taxonomy places the organism in Eukaryota, Metazoa, Chordata, Lepidosauria, Squamata, Anolidae. Gene Ontology annotation, biological process: fatty acid beta-oxidation. The record is from RefSeq and is a predicted model, not a curated record. Bases 100 to 1293 code for a protein of 397 amino acids. Gene Ontology annotation, cellular component: mitochondrion.